Molecule: messenger RNA, 1504 nt
Organism: Andrographis paniculata
Lineage: Eukaryota; Viridiplantae; Streptophyta; Magnoliopsida; Lamiales; Acanthaceae
Product: E3 ubiquitin-protein ligase makorin-like
Exons: 10
Coding region: 412-1200 (262 amino acids)
Biological process (GO): protein polyubiquitination
Molecular function (GO): ubiquitin protein ligase activity; metal ion binding
Source: RefSeq, a predicted model, not a curated record
GAGAUUGUUUUGUAUGUAAUGAAUUUUUUUUCCCUUAUCCACUUUCUUGAUCAUCAUCGUCCAAUCAUGGCCGAGAAAUGUGACACGUCAUCAUUUUUAAAUUAUUAUUAUUUAUUUAUUUAUUUUUGUGGUGAAUUUUUUUAACUAUGUUAAAAGGUAAAGAUUAAAAUAGUAGAUGGCUAAAUUUAACAGCGGUCUAAUUACAGCUGUAAAAUCACGUGUAUGGUAGAAAUGCGAAUUAGAGGUGUUCCUUGAAAGUGGAGGACCCUCGUCAAGCGAUUUCUUUGUAUUUUCCAACCUCCAAAAGGCCUAAAUACGCUCCCAAUUCUGCAUUUUCUUGGUGGUUCUGAAGCUUUUUCCCGCUGCUCGCCAUAACUUGGAUGAUUUUUCUUCUAAUUUCCCACUGACACCAUGCCUAAACGGGUUCUUUGCAAGUUCUCCGCCCAUGGGGCAUGUCUGAAAGGGGAGCAUUGCGAAUUCUCGCAUGAUUGGAAGGACCCGCCGUUCAAUAUUUGCACUUUCUAUCAAAGUGGAGUUUGCGCUUAUGGUAGUCGGUGUCGAUAUGAGCACAUCGAUGUUGCUGAAACUUCAGCUCAUGGUGCAGUGGCUGAAGAAAAUCAUCCUAAUGCUCGUGGCGAGGAAUGUCCAAUCUGUGGGAAACAAUGCCUGCAGCCUCGAGAAAGAGAAGAGCAUUCAAAUGUGUGUGAGGGAAGGAGAAAGCAUAUGGAAGCACUAAGAACGAGUCAGGAAAUAGAAUGCUGUGUGUGCCUUGAUCGUGUACUCUCGAAGCCCACAAGAGCCGGAAGGAAAUUCGGCAUUCUUUCAGAGUGCGAUCAUCCAUUCUGCAUAUCGUGCAUCAGGAAUUGGCGCAGCAGUUCUCCAGCAUCCGGCCUCAAUAUCAAUUCUGCACUACGAGCUUGUCCUGUAUGUCGAAGGCGAUCUUACUUUGUCAUUCCUAGUGCAACUUGGUUUUCUUCAAAAGAGGAGAAACACGAAAUCAUUAACAAUUACAAGAAGAAGUUGAGCACGAUCGAUUGCAAAUACUUUGAUUUUGGGAAGAGGACUUGUCCUUUUGGGGCUGGUUGUUUUUACAAGCAUGCAUAUCAAGAUGGUCGUCAAGAAAAGGUUGUUCUUCGCAUCGGGUCUGGAGAUGAAAACACUGUGAUUACUAAAAAAGAUUCGGCCUUCGAACAUUCUUAGUAAUUCACAGCCAGCGUGAAUAAAGCUUAACAAAAAUUCUUCAAAACGUUCACUUCUGAAAUGUAUUCACCCCGGGCACCGGCGCGCUUAAUUCUGCUGAUGUUUUGACCGUUAAAGGAACAUUCGAGCUUUUUGUCCUAAGGUUUCAUUCCUCGUAUAAAAGUUUUGGUUUUAAAAUCUCUAGCGAGGCGACAACAAUCAGACUACCCCAAAAGCCAAAAGAGGACGUCCAACAUUGCCUCCGAUGUAUCGAACAACAAGAACGGAUUAUAUAUCGGAAUUUUUGAAAAAAAAAAAAAAAGAA